UACGGCAAACGUGCCCGUUUUUGGCACCAAAUAAGACGUCGUUUCACCUUUCAUUUUCACCAAUCAACUCUGUGAACGCUAAACAAGAUGUAUCGAUAAUUACAAGUUCUUAUGCACAACUUACAACUCCAGUGUCUCCAAUAAAACCCCCUACUCCUUCAUUCCCCAAAAACUCGCUGUUAUCCAGCGGAGGGAAGGGAAAAGAUUCGUUAAUGGAAUAUAAACGCAACCAUUAACAAGUACAAGUAGACUGAUCACGACCUCAGAUUCGUUUCCAUUAUCUGUGUCUUGGUGCAUUUUGCUUUGGCUGGAUCCUCACCGGAUUCCAUGGCUUCCAUCAUCGAAUCUGGUUGGACGUAUUUGAUCACUAAUUUCAGUGACUUUCAGCUGGCUUGCCUUGGAAGUUUUUUGCUUCAUGAAUCUGUCUUCUUCUUAUCUGGACUUCCAUUCAUUUACUUGGAAAGGGCAGGAUGGCUCAGCAAGUACAAAAUUCAGAUGAAGAUCAACUCCACUGAAGCUCAAAGUAAAUGCAUUUCACGGCUUCUGCUGUAUCAUUUUUGCGUCAAUCUGCCUGUUAUGAUUGCUUCCUAUCCCGUCUUUAGAUUCAUGGGAAUGCGAAGCAGUCUUCCAUUGCCAUCCUGGAAAGUAAUGUCGACACAGAUCCUAUUCUAUUUCAUUGUUGAAGAUUUUAUAUUUUACUGGGGACACAGGAUUUUACAUACCAAAUGGCUGUAUAAGCAUGUCCACAGUGUCCAUCAUGAGUAUGCAACACCCUUCGGCUUGACUUCAGAAUAUGCUCACCCUGCUGAAAUUUUAUUCCUUGGUUUCGCUACCAUUUUUGGUCCAGCCAUUACGGGGCCUCAUCUGAUAACCCUUUGGUUGUGGAUGGUAGUGCGAGUUCUGGAGACAGUUGAGGCACAUUGCGGUUAUCAUUUCCCAUGGAGCCCCUCAAACUUCCUUCCUUUAUACGGGGGAUCUGACUUUCACGACUAUCAUCACCGACUUAUCUACACCAAAUCCGGCAACUACUCAUCAACUUUUGUCUAUAUGGACUGGUUAUUCGGUACCGACAAUGGGUACAGAAAACUGAAGGCAUUGAAGAAUGAAGAGGAAGAAGGGGGGUAUAAAGAGCAUUAGCAGAAUGAAUGAUAAAAGGUCCCUUCUUUUACUGAUUGUGAUGUUUGUUUGUCAUUGCUUUUUCUGUUGUCUGUGUUUUAACCAUAACAAGAAAUUGCAGAACCUUUCAAAGACCAUUCUCCUGGUUAUUUCACAUGACACAUUUUUAUUUACAAUAUAUAACUUUUUAAACAUUAUUUAUUAGAUAAAAUAAA
Cynara cardunculus var. scolymus (artichoke) is the source of this 1331-nucleotide messenger RNA. Its product is annotated as methylsterol monooxygenase 2-2-like. The record is from RefSeq and is a predicted model, not a curated record. Gene Ontology annotation, molecular function: iron ion binding; C-4 methylsterol oxidase activity. The transcript is spliced from 7 exons. Bases 328 to 1137 code for a protein of 269 amino acids. Gene Ontology annotation, biological process: 4-alpha-methyl-delta7-sterol oxidation; sterol biosynthetic process. NCBI's taxonomy places the organism in Eukaryota, Viridiplantae, Streptophyta, Magnoliopsida, Asterales, Asteraceae.